This is a messenger RNA of Xyrauchen texanus (razorback sucker), 1285 nucleotides long. RefSeq names its product transmembrane protein 65 (gene tmem65). The coding region runs from base 140 to 760 and encodes 206 amino acids. The record is from RefSeq and is a predicted model, not a curated record. Gene Ontology annotation, biological process: cardiac ventricle development; regulation of cardiac conduction. Gene Ontology annotation, cellular component: mitochondrion. The transcript is spliced from 7 exons. NCBI's taxonomy places the organism in Eukaryota, Metazoa, Chordata, Actinopteri, Cypriniformes, Catostomidae.
ACUGAGAUUAUUAGCACGUCUCAAUGCUUGACCUGUGUUUGUUUAUAUGACCUCGUUUUGGGCUUGUUUAUGGUUCUGAGAACGGCCCAGACUCGCAGGUGAGGUUUAUUCGUGUUCUUGUGUGUCCUGUGAGGUUCUGAUGAUCCGGCUGGGUUUGCUGAGAGCACUCGUGACACGUCACACGCUCCGAUGUUUCUUCGGAACACACAGACGCAAAGUGACUCCGGAGCAGCUGAACUCUCCGAACCGAGCCCGAGAGCUCGUGUACGGCAUGAGUCCGGCGGAGAGGAGCUGCUUACUGAAGGAACUGCAGAACUUUCAGUCCGACACUGAAGUUUUGGAGUCUAAGGAUUCAUCUUCACUGACUGCGGCCCAGCUCAGAUACAUUCUGCUGCAUAACGCCAUUCCGUUCGUCGGCUUUGGGUUCCUGGAUAAUGCCAUCAUGAUCGCUGCUGGAACUCAGAUUGAGCUGUCCCUCGGAAUAACGUUUGGAAUAUCCACCAUGGCAGCUGCGGCUCUGGGGAAUCUGGUGUCCGAUCUGGCUGGACUCGGUUUAGCAGGUUAUGUGGAGGCUCUGGCUGUGCGAUUAGGGAUGCAGAUUCCUGAUCUAACGGCGAAGCAGGUGGACAUGUGGCAGACCAGAGUGACAUCACACUCGGGUAAAGCCAUCGGCGUCACUAUCGGAUGCAUUCUGGGAAUGUUUCCUCUGCUCUUCUUAAGUGAUGAUGACGAAGAGAAGACGAAGAAUCAGCCGAACUAAGACUGACAGAUCUCCUCUCUAUGUAACACGACACUCUUUACCUGUUCACUUCGUGUUCAAUGUUGAUCACACACUGAAUCUAGCGGUUCAUGCUAACCGUUCAGUGAAGGAUGAGCAGCUCAAAUAUUACGACACUCAAAGACUUCUCUCAGAGUUUAUUCAUGUUUAUUUUUUAUAUCUGAAGGAUCUCGUUGCGCCCAAAUAAAGUAACUUUAUCUGCACCUGCCAAUAACGAGUGAAUUGAGACAAUUUACUAAAUUAAAUAAAUAUUUUUGAAACUGUGUAUUUUUGCAUAACUUACAGCACACUUUCUCUUGCACAUAAACAUGUUGUCUAGAAAUCUAAAUGUCAUUAUAAGGUGCUUGUGUUGUGUUCAGUGUAAGCGUGUGAUAUGGAUGAGGUUAUCACAGCAGCGCCCUCUAUAGGUGCCUACAGGACACUGUUUGUAUUUUAAAAUACAAGGCGUUGUUCAUUAUUUAUACAGUACAUGAAUAUAAAUGUCCUCUUAAAUGUCAACACUGCAAC